Messenger RNA from Geodia barretti, 3351 nucleotides. The record is from the annotation of a GenBank genome assembly. NCBI's taxonomy places the organism in Eukaryota, Metazoa, Porifera, Demospongiae, Tetractinellida, Geodiidae.
GAUUCACUUAAUUUGGAAAUCUCAGAGGGAAAGUGCCCCCCUCCAAAAAGGGUUUCGAAAAUUUGAGUUUUUCGUGACCCUAUAAGUGUGUAUCUCUUCUUACUCCUCUCUCUCCCUCUCCCUCCCUCUCUCCCUCUCUCUCCCUAUCCCUCUCUCCCUUCCUCUCUCCCUCUCCGUCACCAGUCGGAGCACAUGGGGACCUCUCUCUACGACCUAGUACUGGAAGAAGAUCAAACUAGUGUAAAACUCGCCCUCUCAUCAGCCGAGAUCAAGGCUCAUACCAGAAUAGGCACUAAACGUGUGAGUGUCCCGUGCAGCUUCUUCUGCCGGAUGAGGUGCUCAAGAAACAAAAUCGCAAACACGCAGUCAAAAUCUCCUGGCUACAAGGUGGUCCACACCAGUGGCUAUUUCCAGCUACACGGGAGCGAGGCAUUCCUGGUUGCCUUGGUGAAGCCCGUGACUCCGCCCUCCAUACUGGAGAUAAGGAUGGAGGGAAACAUGUUUGUGACUCACUACGCUCUGGACAUGCACUGCACCUUCUUUGACGGGAGGCUCAACCAUCUCAUGGGCUACGGAAAAGAAGACUUGAGGGGUAAACUGGCCUUCGACUUUCAUCACCAUGACGACACCGAUGCAACGCUGGAAUGCAGCAGAGGAGUUCAAGCCCGUGGAGAGGGGAUGAGCGGCUACUACAGGAUGAUAACGAAGCACGGGCAGUUUGUGUGGCUCCAGACAAGAGCCACCAUGAUGUUUGAUAGCCACACCGGGAACCCGUCAUACAUCGUCUGCAUGAACUUCAUCAUCAACAAGGAGAAGGGGAUCCAAAGUGUUGGGACCAGGAAAGCUCUGCCAGCCCCUCCCCUCGAUUCUAAGACCGAAGGCUUCAUCUCGGAGGAGAAGAGCAAAGCACACGACCCGUUUCCAAUCCCUCGAGAAGACGGGAUGGAUGUCAACCCUCUCUCUGUCGACCCGAGCGAUAAAGUUUCCGCGGAUUCUCUCUCUUUCUCUUCUUCCUCUCUCAGCGGCAGGAAACCUGGGACGGGGGCCAUGAAGAUGGAGGCAGAAAGCCCGCCUCACCUUCCUCCUCUUCCUAACACAGAGGAACCGUCUUCAACUACAGGUCCACCGCCUUCUAUUAGAGGGUCGUCCUCCGACGUAUCAUCAGGGGCAGAGGUCGGAGGUCGUUUCCAUGACCCUGACCACACCCCUUCGUCUGGCGGAGGUAUGAGUAACGAGUGUGUCCCUGACUCGACUUCGGCUGGUGAAGCAUCUCCAGGGUACGACAUAAACCGAGCCGGUGAGUCCGGGUACAACACUCGCACUUCUUCAUACUCUGCUCGACCCAAGAAGACCCCGUCUGAUUCUGAUUCAACGGGGACUAGUUCCACAGUAAGCCCGUCCGUCAUUUUCAUUGGUGACGGCGGCAUCAGCCACGGCGAAGUAUCACGGAGUUCUUCUAACAGUGGUGUCUCCGCCGUACUGUCAUACGCUGGUUCCAGUACCACAGUACUGGAACCAGAGCCCUCCUCUGUGUACCAAGACCCUGUCAUUCAAGAGUUGCCGUCAGUAACGAUGGGGAGGGAUUCCGAGCCUCUGAGGCCAUCUUGUCGACGCCAGUCUGCUGGUGGUUUGCCUCCUCAAAACACCUCUGUGUGCCAUCACCAACAGCUUCAGCAGAAACCACUGAGUUCCAAUGGUGGCCAACAACAACCACUCUCCUACCAAGGUGGUCAACAACAGCAACCACUCAUCUACCAAGGUGACCAACAACAACCACACUCCUACCAAGGUGGCCAACAACAACCACUCUCCUACCAAGGUGGUCAACAACAGCAAUUACAACAGCCAAUUGUCUACCAAAGUGACCAACAACAGCAACCACUCAGCUACCAAAGUGACCAACAACAGCAACCACUCAGCUACCAAAGUGGCCAACAGCAACCACUCAGCUACCAAGGUGGCCAACAACAACCACUCUCCUACCAAAGUGGUCAACAACAGCAAUUACAACAGCCAAUUGUCUACCAAAGUGACCAACAACAGCAACCACUCAGCUACCAAAGUGGCCAACAGCAACCACUCAGCUACCAAAGUGACCAACAACAGCAACCACUCAGCUACCAAAGUGACCAACAACAGCAACCACUCAGCUACCUAAGUAGCCAACAGCAACCACUCAGCUACCAAAGUAACCAACAGCAACCACUCAGCUACCAAAGUAGCCAACAACAACCACUCAGCUACCAAAGUAGCCAACAGCAACCACUCAGCUACCAAAGUGGACAACACUACCAACAGCCACUCAAUCACAUUGCAAACCACGCCCCCUCCACAAUUCCCGUACCACGCCCAGGAUAUGUCUCCCAGCAACAGAUGAUGAAACAAGAAGCAACCCAACCUCCCUGUCGCUAUUCCAAUCCGACGCAGACUGGAACCGGGACCUCGUGGCAGGGGAAUGAAAUUGGGACACAGCAGUACCAGUACCAGCCUCUACAACGGCCUUCUUACCAGUUACAUCACGAAAACUCUUCCUCUUUCGCAGCUACGAACAUCAAAGAUCCCCAUCAAAGGCUUUUGCAGAAUCUACCAAUUGAUGGAGGCUUUCUUCCUCCGCACCAAAUGGCUCCUUCCCAAAGCCACACCCACCAAAUAACUCCUCAAAGCCACAGCCAAGUGCCUCCUCCUCAAGGCUAUACCAACCAAAUGACAUCUUCCCAAUUUCAAACUCAGCAUCAGCAAGUCCCCCUGCCCCAUAAUUUUCAAAGCCCCACUUUCCAAGCUCCCCCUCCCACACAAAACCCCCUGCCUCAAAAUCAGCACCCGGGUGGGCUAAACCCCCAAACCCUACCACUUUUGUCCACGCUGGACCAAUCCAAUAGUUCCAGGGAAUUAUUCAGUGCUUCCACAAACCAACCAGCUGUCCCUCCUUCGCAAUGUGGGGUAGCCGAGGGACCCUCCGGCAAUGGAAACUCAUUCGCGAGUAUUCCACUUUCCCACCCGCAGCAAUUUGCAAAUCCUCAGACGACGGGUGUCGGGGUGGCUGGAAAUAUGGGUCACGUGACCAGUAAUGUGACUCCGGACUUGAUCAAUCUGACGGGAGAAGAUUUGCAGAUUCUCGACUUUAUCGACACAUUGGGUACUGGGGGUGGUGGGGGGUUCGCACAGCCUUUGGCUUCCUCGCACUUGCACACCAAAUAAAAACUGCAACUCUACUACAUAAUAAUUCUGUGGUAAAAUUUUGAUGAAAUUGCUGCUACGUAUCUAAGCUCAAUUUUUUGGGUUUUUCAUGUCACAUUUCCCUAACUUUAGUUUUGCAUCCCCACCAACCUUUUUUUCUCUUUGAAUGAUCAG